This is a messenger RNA of Melampsora larici-populina 98AG31, 3384 nucleotides long. RefSeq lists its product as uncharacterized. NCBI's taxonomy places the organism in Eukaryota, Fungi, Basidiomycota, Pucciniomycetes, Pucciniales, Melampsoraceae. The transcript has 7 exons. The coding region runs from base 1 to 3384 and encodes 1127 amino acids. The record is from RefSeq and is a predicted model, not a curated record.
AUGUCAUCUGGUCUACCUCCUUCAGAAGAUGUCGAGCACGAAAGCAAACUGACCAAGAAAUCCAGUCAGGAUCUCGUAGAGACUGAGGACCCAGUAGAUGAACUUGGUGAAGCAAGCUCACAGGGUACCGAAGUCCAAGUCGAUAACACCGGAGAAGAAAAAUCAAAUGAUGACUCGGAUGCGCAACCAGAAGUAAAAGAUCACGAAGAAGCGAUUGUCGAUCCUUCUAGUCUUCUGGAUAAUGAGACCGAUCCCGACUUGAUCCUGGCAAGUUCUCAGACAAGCAAGAGCGAUGAAGUCACUUCAGACAUGUCACACAACCUAUCUGAGGAUCGUCAAGUCGAUGACUCAGUCAAUCAAGAUCAAGCCUCAUCACUUCUUCAGGACGGCUUGCCAGAUUCGACCGCCUCACAACCAACGCCAGUAGAAAGUCCUAACAAUAUGACUCAAAGCGCCUUCUCUAGCAUCUCGACACUUGACAACGAAGUACUGGAAGGUUCCGAAUCCGUUCAUUCAGAUACAUCCACAGAUCUACCUGAUUUAACAAAAUCAGAAUUGACUCGUGCACUAGCAGCCUUUGGUUACGGCAAAGACGGAAAGACAGGCGAACAACUCACAGCGUUGAAGCACCUACCCCAAAUCCUUUCAAACUUUCAAAACUCUAGAGAUACCGUGUACCUGAGCGAUGCAGCCCUCAGCGAGAUUGAGCAAUACGCUUCCAUGAACCCUGAGGCAAUGAUCGGCGAUGAAUUUGUAAUGCCGCUCUUAGUUGCCACCAAAAAAAGCAAUCGAAAUCAUCAUCCUCAAGCUUCUACUUCCCAUGCUAAGCAAGAUGAAAGCUCGGGCGGCAGUGAAGACGAAAGAGUCGAACAGGUCCCUCAAAGGUCCAGCCCACGCAUCCGCACAGCUGACUCUCCCCCUAGUAGUGAUGGUGAACGUGCCGCCGAAUACUUUGGCUCUUAUUCACCUUCCCACUCACCCACGACAUCGUCAUUUAUGUUUCCAAAUGACAGAUCUACAGGUCCACUUUCGCGCACCCAUCUGCGGAACGAUUCGAGAAACAUGGCAAUGGAAGGCGAAAAUUCAUUCGAUAGCAUCAACGAAACAACUCUUCACGCUUCUGAAAUCAAGGAAGAUCAUGACCGUUCACCCAGUUCAGAAGGCACCGCCUUUCAGUCCUCAAACGUAGAUCCCUCUUCACCAAAGGCUUUCAAAUCUGCGGCCGCUUUCCGUCUCGAGCAUACCAAAGGCAGCUCUUCUCCUCUUCCUAAUGAGGCAUGGCGUGGACGACCUGUUCCUCCGAGUCGAAGACGGAAAGGGCCCGGCGGGGAUAACCGUCGGGGUUCGGCUGUAUUUUUAGGUGAUACACCACAGAACAAUGAUGAUCUCGAUGAGUCCUCCCUGAAUCAGGAGAUCGAUACCACCUCCUAUAAUCCACAUUUGAUGUCCCCCACUCUAACAGCUAGUUCCCCCUCACCUCCACGUCUCAAUGCCAACAACAUCUCGAAUGUCAUAUUUCAAAACCGUCAGAAAGGGCUAUACAAUGACAGAGACUCGAAUGAUUUUCUUGAUGCUGAUGACGAUCAAAAUGCAGCUCGAACAAAUUUGAUGAGGCGACUCAGACCUGACUCGCGUGUAUACACCAGAGUGUUCGAUUCGGAUGUUGAUGGCUAUACUACUUCGGGGGGUCAUGAUUUUGAUAGUAUGCGGGAAGAUUAUCCGAAGUUAAUACGAGAAUGUCAUGAUUUGAGAAGCAAGGUUAAGGAGUUGGAGGGCAAGAUGUCAGAGAUGGAAAAGAUUCACGAAAAUGAAUUGUUAGAGUUGAUGAAUAAGAUGGAUGAAAUACAAGAAGAUUUGACAGCACGGAAGAAGGGAGAGAAGGAAUUAAGGGCUUUAGAAAGUAAACAUCGAUUGCAACUCUCUGCUGCUGAUGAAGAAGUAAGCAAGCUAGUCAAAGAACUAGAGAACAAUCAAGCCAAUUAUCAAAAGAUUAAGCUAAAGUAUGAGGAAUGCCUCAGUGAACUUGAUAAACAACGAUCACAACUUCGGUCAAGAGAUGAAGAAAUGAGAUAUGCUACUCAAUCAAUCCAAAACUUUGAAAGUGAUCACCGGAAAUGGGAUCUAGAGCGCAAGUUCAUGGAGGAACGUAUUCAAAAGAUGAUCCUGGAGCGAAAUGCGAUGCAACAUGCGACUACAAUACUCGAAGAACAGAAACAGGCCAACAUCGAACUGAAGUCGACGAUUGACCGCCUCAAGCAUGAACUCGAUGAACAAAGGACGAUCAAUUCUAGCUCUAGCGUUUUGGGUAGUAGACCCAAUAGUCUCGCGGGUACUGUGGGCCAGAGCUUUGGUGAUGAGUUGAAGAAGGCGAUGGAGAGCGGCGAGUAUGAUCAAGACGACGAGGGAAGUGAUACAACAGAAGAUGGGCGAGAUAUCAUGAAGAUCGUGGACGGUCUGUCGGACAAUGGUCGAGAGAGUGGCGACGAAGUGUAUGAAGAGAUUCGGAUUAAGAGAAUCAAACGACGGACUCUUAAACCAUCAGAUGCAACACCGGGCGGAUCCAAUGACGAGUCGCAGACAUUGACAUUUGAAGAAGAAGUCGAGCUCGCAGAUGCCAAUGUAGACACCAGCGACCUAAUUAGCUCCAAUUCGAUACAGACACAAACAGAUCCUAUUCCUGAACCUCCACCUGUUUAUCGACCCAAGAUGGAAGAAAUGCAGAUUCAGACGGAAAGUAACUUGGAAGAGACUUCCGAGCCUGAAAUUACAGACGAGACUUCCAAAGAAGCCAUUGAAAAAAUACUCGCUCGUACUGAUUCAGCAGAUCUCAGAGAUAUCUUUGCCAAUUUACAACAGAGUGGCGCUCUGGACUUUUUAAGUCCAAGUGCAACAGUCAUUCAUAGCGAUUCUCCAUCUGAAUCAAGUGGGACACCGCUUUUGCCCUUAAGUAAUAGUCCUAAAACGGGUUACUUUCAAAGAUUUCGAUUCGGUUCCUCUGGUACCUCAUUCCCCAACUCAAUUGUUAAUAUCAUUGCUCCUAAUAUCUCAUCAACUCAAGCUACCAAACCUGAAUUCAACUUGAUGAACCUUGAUUUCAAGAUGUAUAGUACAGCUUUUGGAGUGUUUCUCUCAGGGUGGUUAUUAGGAAAUGUAUUCUUUCCAUCAUUUUCGACACCUCAAGAUGUAAUUAUCCAUAUUUUUCAAGGUUCUGAAUCAGGAGUCGGAAACAAUCUUUGGCUUAAAUAUAAUAUGAUGGCUGGUGGUAGAGAAGGGUGGAUUGUUACUCAAGCUAAUUCACAAUUUGGAAUGAUUCAACGAUUUGUUUCUUUUGGAUUAAAACUUGCGUGGGAUAGUAUUCAGGUUUCCAAAAGGAUUCCAACUUGA